AUGUCUGAACAAUUGAGACAAACUUUUGCCAACGCUAAGGCUGAGAACCGUAAUGCUUUAGUAACCUUCAUGACUGCAGGUUACCCAACCGUCGCAGACACCAUCCCAAUCCUUAAAGGUUUCCAAGACGGUGGUGUUGACGUCGUUGAACUUGGUAUGCCAUUUUCUGAUCCUAUUGCUGAUGGUCCAACUAUUCAAGUGGCCAACACUGUAGCUCUUGAAAACGGCGUCACUUUGAAACAAACUUUGGAAUUGGUCGCUGAAGCUAGAAAGCAAGGAAUCACAGUUCCUAUUAUUUUGAUGGGUUACUACAACCCAAUCAUGAACUAUGGUGACGACAAAUUCAUUAAGGAUGCUGCAAUUGCAGGUGCUAAUGGUUUCAUCAUUGUUGAUCUACCACCAGAGGAAGCCCUAAAGAUUAGAAACAGAGUCAACGAAUGUGGUUUGAGUUUAGUUCCAUUAGUAGCUCCUUCUACUACCAAUGAAAGAUUGGGCUUAUUGGCCGAUAUUGCCAAUUCCUUUGUUUAUGUCGUCUCUAGAAUGGGUACCACUGGUGCUCAAUCCAACGUUGCCUCAAAUUUGGAUGAACUAGUGAAACGUGUAAGACAUUAUACUAAGGACACCCCUAUUGCUGUUGGUUUCGGUGUUGCCACCAGACAACAUUUCGAAAGUGUCGGUUCUUUGGCGGAUGGUGUUGUCAUUGGCUCUAAGAUCGUCACUUUAUGUAGCCAAGCUCCAAAGGGUAAAACAUACGAAGUUGCUAAACAAUACUGUGAAGAGAUCUUGAACGGUAAGAAACAUAAAAUUUUGUCUGUUGAAGAAUUUAAACAAUUCCAAGCUCAUGCUGCAGAACAAGGUAAACUAUUUAUCGACCAAAAGAAUAACUUCAACGAGACUCACAAACAUUCCAUGAGAUUCGGUGACUUUGGUGGUCAAUACGUCCCUGAAGCACUACAUGCUUGUCUAAGAGAACUAGAAGGCGCAUUUGACGAGGCUGUCGCUGAUCCUAAAUUCUGGGAAGAUUUCAGAUCUUUAUACUCCUACAUUGGCAGACCUUCCUCAUUACAUAGAGCAGAAAGACUUUCUGAAUAUUGUGGUGGUGCUCAAAUCUGGUUGAAAAGAGAAGAUUUGAACCAUACUGGUUCCCAUAAAAUCAACAAUGCUUUGGCUCAAGUUCUAUUAGCAAAGAGAUUAGGUAAGACUAAUGUUAUCGCUGAAACUGGUGCUGGUCAACACGGUGUUGCCACUGCCACUGCUUGUGCCAAAUUUGGUUUGAAGUGUACUGUAUACAUGGGUGCUGAAGAUGUCCGCCGUCAAGCUCUAAAUGUCUUUAGAAUGAGAAUCCUAGGUGCUGAUGUUGUUUCUGUCACUAACGGUACUCAAACUUUGAGAGAUGCCACCUCCGAAGCCUUCCGUACUUGGGUGACAGACUUGAAGACUACUUAUUACGUUGUUGGUUCUGCCAUUGGUCCACAUCCAUAUCCAACUUUAGUUCGUACCUUCCAAAGUGUUAUCGGGAAUGAAACCAAGGAACAAUUUGCUAAGAUGAACAAUGGUAAAUUACCAGAUGCUAUUGUUGCUUGUGUUGGUGGUGGGUCCAACUCUACCGGUAUGUUCUCACCUUUUGAAAAGGAUGAAUCCGUCAGACUUAUCGGUGUUGAAGCUGGUGGUGAUGGUGUUGAUACUAAUUUCCAUUCUGCUACUUUGACUGCUGGUAGACCAGGUGUUUUCCAUGGUGUCAAGACUUACGUCCUACAAGAUAGUGAUGGUCAAGUCCAUGACACUCACUCUGUCUCUGCCGGUCUAGAUUAUCCUGGUGUAGGUCCAGAAUUAGCCUUCUGGAAAUCUACAGGCCGUGCUGACUUCAUGGCUGCCACUGAUGCUCAAGCUCUAGAAGGUUUUAAAUUGCUAUCUCAAUUAGAGGGUAUCAUCCCAGCGUUAGAGUCAUCACACGCUGUUUACGGUGCUAUUCAAAUUGCCAAGACAAUGAAUGCUGAACAAAACUUAAUCAUCAACAUCUCUGGUAGAGGUGACAAGGAUGUUCAAAGUGUUGCUGAGAUUUUACCAAAACUUGGUCCACAAAUUGGAUGGGAUCUUAGAUUCGAGGCUAACCCAGCUUCCUCUCAACGAUAG
Molecule: messenger RNA, 2133 nt
Organism: Maudiozyma barnettii
Lineage: Eukaryota; Fungi; Ascomycota; Saccharomycetes; Saccharomycetales; Saccharomycetaceae
Gene: TRP5
Product: tryptophan synthase TRP5
Exons: 1
Coding region: 1-2133 (710 amino acids)
Biological process (GO): L-tryptophan biosynthetic process
Cellular component (GO): cytoplasm
Molecular function (GO): tryptophan synthase activity
Source: RefSeq, a predicted model, not a curated record